Molecule: messenger RNA, 1218 nt
Organism: Cotesia glomerata
Lineage: Eukaryota; Metazoa; Arthropoda; Insecta; Hymenoptera; Braconidae
Gene: Oscillin
Product: glucosamine-6-phosphate isomerase
Exons: 3
Coding region: 358-1164 (268 amino acids)
Biological process (GO): N-acetylglucosamine catabolic process; N-acetylneuraminate catabolic process; D-glucosamine catabolic process
Cellular component (GO): cytoplasm
Molecular function (GO): identical protein binding; glucosamine-6-phosphate deaminase activity
Source: RefSeq, a predicted model, not a curated record
ACUCACCAAAAUUCCCUCUCUUAGAAUUUCAAAAAAUAUUUCAAAAAUUCAGACCCACCCCCUCUCCUCCCACCGCCCGCCAUUUGUUUUUUUUUGGCGAUCUUGUUGACACCAAUUUAGAGUUUUUAUGUAAUUAUACGUAUUUUAUUGGGGAUAAUAAUUAAAUAGUGUUAUUAUUAUUGUAGUUAGAUAUAUGUAGGAGGGUUUUUAUCAACCGGGCGACUUCUGAUAUAUUAUUUAUCGGAGUUAUUAAAUAAGAGCUGCAGAAUUUUAAUAAGGUCAUAUUAAAUUUUUCAGUGGAUUGUUUUUGUUGUAAACAAUACACCAUUAUUCUUUUGUGGAAAAUAACUGUAAAAAAUGCGUCUAGUAAUCUGUGACACAGUCGACUACGUGUCAGAGUGGUCCGCGAAGUAUGUAAUGAAGCGUAUCCAUGACUUCCAACCUAAUGAGAACAAGUACUUCGUCUUGGGCUUGCCUACAGGAGGAACUCCUCUAGGGAUGUAUAAAAAAUUAAUCGAGUUUUAUAAAAAAGGCAAGCUAUCAUUUAAAUACGUAAAGACUUUCAACAUGGACGAGUACGUAAACCUGCCAAGCAGCCACUCUGAGUCUUACCAUUAUUACAUGUACCACAACUUCUUCAAGCACAUCGACAUCGAGCCUUCAAACGCGCACAUUUUAGACGGAAACGCCGCGGACCUUGAACUAGAAUGCCGGAACUUCGAGAAGAAGAUCCAGGAAGCCGGAGGCGUGGACCUCUUCAUCGGAGGAAUCGGCCCGGACGGGCACAUCGCGUUCAACGAGCCCGGCUCGUCGCUGGCCUCUCGCACCAGAGUCAAGUCCCUGGCGCAAGACACUCUCGAGGCGAACAAGCGCUUCUUUGACAACGACAUCGAGAAGGUCCCCAAGCAGGCGCUCACUGUCGGAGUCGGCACUGUCAUGGACGCCAAGGAGGUCAUGAUUCUCAUCACCGGGUCACAUAAAGCCUUCGCGCUCUACAAGGCCAUCGAGGAGGGCAUCAAUCACAUGUGGACCGUCUCUGCCUUCCAGCAACACCCCCAUGCGCUCUUUAUUUGCGACGAGGACGCUACUCUAGAGCUUCGGGUUAAGACUGUCAAGUACUUCAAGGCUCUCAGUGAUGUUCACCGGAAGUUGAUUGAAGACUAAGCUGUAAUCUUGGGAGUUGUUUUUUAUAAGGAAAUAUAUUUUUCUUACGUAUAA